Molecule: messenger RNA, 2684 nt
Organism: Phragmites australis (common reed)
Lineage: Eukaryota; Viridiplantae; Streptophyta; Magnoliopsida; Poales; Poaceae
Product: cullin-1-like
Exons: 18
Coding region: 80-2323 (747 amino acids)
Biological process (GO): ubiquitin-dependent protein catabolic process; protein ubiquitination
Cellular component (GO): cullin-RING ubiquitin ligase complex
Molecular function (GO): ubiquitin protein ligase binding
Source: RefSeq, a predicted model, not a curated record
UCCUCGACCCCAUUUCUUGCUUUUCCUCCCCCUUAGUACUGCGGCCUAAGGCAAGGCGAGGCAAUCCGGCGGCGGCGGAAUGGAGAACCACCGCAUCAGUGUGAUCGACCUCGAGGAGGGGUGGGCCGACAUGGUCGCCGGCAUCGCCAAGCUCAAGCGCAUCCUCGCUGGCGAGCCCGGCGUCAGCUUCACCUCGGUCGAGCACAUCCACCUCUACACGACGAUAUACAACAUGUGCACGCAGAAGCCGCCCAACGAUUACUCGCAGCAGCUCUACGACCGCUACAAGGAGGCCUUGAGCGACUACAUCAAUUCCACCGUGUUGCCCUCCUUGAGGGAGAGGCAUGGCGAGUUUCUGCUUAGGGAAUUGGUGCAGAGGUGGAGAAACCACAAGGUAAUGGUCAGGUGGCUGAGCAGGUUCUUCCACUACCUCGACCGCUACUUCAUAGCACGGAGGUCGCUUACACCGCUCAAAAGAGUCGGCUGGAGUUGCUUCCGCGAUCUGGUUUUUAAAGAGCUCAAAGCAACAUUGACAGUGGUUGUGAUUGGCAUGGUUGACGAGGAUAGGGAGGGCCAGAUUAUAGACCGUGCUCUUGUGAAGAAUGUUCUUGAUAUCUUUGUUGAACUUGGGCAAGAUCAGCAAAAUCAAAUGGAGCUUUAUGUAGUCGACUUUGAAGAACCAUUUCGGAAGGGUACAACAGAUUACUACUCUAAGAAGGCCCAAACCUGGAUCCUGGAGGACUCUUGCUCUGAAUACAUGCUCAAGGCGGAGGAAUGCUUACAAAAAGAGAAGGAACGAGUUGCACAUUAUUUGCAUUCUUCUACUGAGCCAAAGUUGAUGGAGGAUGCACAACAAGAAUUGUUAGCUAGCCAAAUAGACCAAAUUCUGAAGAAGGAGAACUCUGGAUGCAAAGUAUUGCUUUGUGAUGAAAAGGUCGAGGAUCUAUCAAGGAUGUUUAGGCUCUUCUCUAGGAUUUAUGAUGGCCUGCCUCCAGUAUCAAAAAUAUUCAUGGAGCAUGUCAAUAAAGAAGGCAUGUCCUUGUUGAAACAAGCAAUAGAUGCUGCUACCGGCAAAAAGAAUGAGAAGAAAGACAUAGUGAGUGCGCUGGAGCUGGACUUUGUGCGGAAAAUCUUGGAGCUCCACGAAAAAUAUAUGGCAUAUGUCACUGAUUGUUUCCAAAACCAUACACUUUUUCACAAGGCACUUAAGGAGGCCUUUGAAGUUCUUUGCAACAAAGAUGUUGCUGGUUGCACUAGUGCUGAAUUGUUCGCAACAUACUGUGACAGUAUCUUAAGAAAAGGUGGAAUCGAAAAAUUAAGUGACGAAGCAAUUGAAGUGAACCUUGACAAGGUUGUCAAGCUUCUCACAUACAUCAGCGAUAAAGACCUCUUUGUUGAGUUUCAUAGGAAGAAGUUAGGAAGGAGAUUGCUAUUUGAAAAGAGUGGCUCUGAUGAACUCGAGAGAAGCAUGCUUUCCAAGCUAAAACAGUAUUUUGGAGGGCAAUUCACUUCAAAAAUGGAGGGCAUGCUCAAUGAUGUUGCAGUUACAAAAGAAGAUCAAACAAAAUUUGAAGAUCACAUAAGCACAAACCCAGGGUCAAAACCUCAGGUAGACCUGAAUGUUAUUGUUCUGACGACAGGAUACUGGCCAACUUACAAAAGCACUGAUAUAAAUCUUCCUUCAGAGAUGGUUAAAUGUGUGGAGGUCUUCAAGCAGUUUUAUCACUCCAGCAAGAAGCACAGAAAGCUUACCUGGGUUUAUUCCUUGGGAAGUUGCAACAUCCUUGGGAAUUUCGAAAUCAAACCCAUUGAGCUGAUUGUUACAACUUAUCAGGCUGCACUACUGCUGCUAUUCAAUGAAGCUGAUAGACUAAGUUACUCUGAGAUUGUGACGCAAUUAAAGCUGUCUGAUGAUGAUGCUGUGCGUGUACUACAUUCCCUCUCAUGUGCAAAGUACAAGAUUCUCAACAAAGAGCCAAGUAACAGGACAAUUUCCCCAAAUAACGUCUUUGAGUUCAACUACAAAUUUACUGAUAAGAUGCGGAGAAUAAAGGUACAACUUCCUCCAUCCGACGAGAAGAGAAAGGUUAUCGAUGACGUCAACAAGGACAGGAGGUUUGCAAUUGAUGCAUCCCUAGUGCGUAUCAUGAAGAGCCGCAAAACAAUGACCCAUCAGAAUCUCUUAGCAGAAUGUGUGGAACAGCUCAGUCGCAUGUUCAAGCCUGACAUCAAAAUGAUCAAGAGAAGGAUCGAGGACCUUAUCACCAGAGAGUACCUGGAGCGCGACAAAGAUGCUGUGAACUCGUACAGAUACUUAGCUUGAUUGAUCGAUGAAUAAUUUGCUGGCUGCUAGCCUCGCACUGGAUUCCUAGGGCUGACGUUGUGAAGUUGCAACCGGGGCAUUGCUUUCUGAAGGAUCUUGUUCAUGAUUUCUGUUGAUAUGUUCUUGCCACGCCUCAACAGUGGUGCCUCUUGUACAUUCUAUGGGGGACUUGUAUUUCAGGAUUUUCUGAAGGUUUAAGUAGCUUAGGGUUGGGUGAUACAGUGGAACACUCAACGAUUACCAUAUGUUGGUCUGUUGAACAUGUUUUAUGUUUGUAUCUUUGUGUUCCCUUUUGAGUUCUGCUAUUUCAGUUUGAUCCUGUCCUGAAUCACCAAUUUUACCGCAAGGAGAAAAAUGUUCU